Lampris incognitus (smalleye Pacific opah) is the source of this 6427-nucleotide messenger RNA. RefSeq names its product misshapen-like kinase 1 (gene mink1). The coding region runs from base 289 to 4179 and encodes 1296 amino acids. Lineage: Eukaryota; Metazoa; Chordata; Actinopteri; Lampriformes; Lampridae. Gene Ontology annotation, molecular function: ATP binding; protein kinase activity. Gene Ontology annotation, biological process: protein phosphorylation. The record is from RefSeq and is a predicted model, not a curated record. The transcript is spliced from 32 exons.
GGCAAGAUAUGAAGUAGAAAUUUAGCCGCAGGUUAUUGCUGCAACUUGUCUCGCAGUCGUGGAUUACUCACCGAAGUCCCGAAAACCUCGGUUUUGCGUCGCACGAUGUUGUGAAACAGCCGAGGGCCUCCUGCGAUAAAGCACUGCGGCUGCUUCCAAGAGUCGGCGCUUGUGUUUUCCCGGAAGGUUGGCAGCGCGAGGCACCAGUGUCAACAGAGAUCGCCCGAAGCAGAAAAAGGUUAUCUGGCUGGCUGACUUGUUAGCUGACAUCACAAGUUUUGGCCAGCGAUGUCUGAAAACGCCCCCACACGAAGCCUGGAUGACAUAGACCUCGCUGCGCUGAGGGACCCAGCAGGAAUCUUUGAGUUGGUUGAAGUCGUAGGCAAUGGGACCUACGGGCAGGUGUACAAGGGCCGUCACGUGAAGACUGGCCAGCUGGCUGCCAUAAAGGUGAUGGACGUUACAGAGGAGGAGGAAGAGGAGAUAAAAGCGGAGAUCAACAUGCUGAAAAAAUACAGCCACCACCGCAACAUAGCCACCUAUUAUGGUGCCUUCGUCAAGAAGAGCCCACCAGGACACGAUGACCAGCUCUGGCUGGUGAUGGAGUUCUGUGGGGCGGGCUCAGUGACAGACUUGGUGAAAAACACGAAGGGCAGCUCUCUGAAGGAGGACUGGAUCGCCUUCAUCUGUAGGGAGAUUCUCAGGGGCCUCUCCCACCUCCACACUCAUAAGGUCAUCCACAGAGACAUCAAGGGCCAGAAUGUGCUCCUUACAGAGAAUGCAGAAGUCAAACUUGUGGAUUUUGGGGUAAGUGCACAGCUGGAUCGAACUGUUGGCCGCAGGAACACUUUCAUAGGCACGCCUUACUGGAUGGCACCAGAGGUCAUCGCAUGUGACGAGAACCCUGACUCAACAUACGACUAUAGGAGCGAUAUCUGGUCCUUGGGUAUCACAGCCAUUGAGAUGGCCGAGGGUGCUCCCCCUCUGUGUGACAUGCACCCUAUGAGAGCCCUUUUCCUCAUCCCCAGGAACCCUCCGCCUAAGCUCAAGUCCAAGAAGUGGUCGAAGAAGUUCAUUGACUUCAUAGAGGGCUGCCUGGUAAAGACAUACCCCAGCCGACCGUCCACAGAACAGCUCCUCAAGCACUCCUUCAUCAGGGACCAGCCCACUGAGCGCCAGGUCCGGAUCCAGCUCAAAGACCACAUUGACCGUACGCGCAAGAAAAGGGGAGAGAAAGAGGAGACAGAAUACGAGUACAGCGGUAGUGAUGAGGAAGAUGAGAAUCGUGGGGAUGAGAGAGAGUCAAGCUCAAUCCUCAACGUGCCUGGUGAGUCCACCUUGAGACGAGACUUCCUGCGUCUGCAGCAGGAGAACAAAGAGCGCUCAGAGGCUCUUAAGAGACAACAGGCCCAGCUGGCUGCUCAGCGGAGGGAUCCUGAGGAACACAAGAGGCAGCUACUACAUGACCGACAGAAACGAAUUGAGGAACAGAAGGAACAGCGCCGCCGCCUUGAGGAGCAACAGAGAAAAGAGCGGGAGAUGGUGAGGCAGCAAGAAAAAGGUCCUCAUCGGAGACUUGACGAUAUGAGGAGAGAGGAGGACAGGAGGCUGGCCGAGAGGGAGCAGGAGUUCAUCAGGCACAAACUAGAAGAAGAGCAGCGGCAGCUCGAGAUCCUUCAGCAGCAGCUGCUUCAGGAGCAGGCACUGCUCAUGGAGUACAAGCGCAAGCAGCUGGAGGAGCAGCGCCAGUCGGAGCGGCUGCAGAGGCAGCUGCAGCAGGAGCAUGCCUACCUGGUGUCUCUGCAACAGCAGCAGCAGCAAGACAAAAAGCCCCAGCUCUACCAUUACAACAAAAACCUCGAGCCCAACAACAAGCCUGCCUGGGCCCGCGAGGUGGAGGAGCGCAGCAAGCUCAACAGACAGGGCUCACCCAAAAUCUGCACCACUGUCUCUGACACUGCCAUCCAAUCACGCUCCGACUGCAUCAGCCAAUCAGGAGCGGCUCAGGCUGCUCAAACCCCUCCAAUGCAGCGGCCUGUUGAACCUCAGGGGGGGCAGGGCAAGUUCCAGAUGGCUCACUUGGUCCCACUGAAGCCUUAUGCUGCCCCUGUCCCUCGAUCUCAGUCCCUCUGUGACCAGCCCACUAAGACCAUGUCCGCCUUCCCCACCCAGGACCCCUCCCUUGCCCCCACACCUCGCCCUAUCCACUCCCGGGAGUUGGUCCGCCAGAACUCUGACCCCACCUCUGAAAACCCAGCGCCACAGGCACACCCAAUGAGGGAGGAGUGCGGCCCCUGGAUCCGCCUCCCAGAUGUGGAGCUGCCACCCAAGAUUCCCCAGAGGACAGCAUCCAUUGCCACUGCUCUCAACACCAACCUUACCUCUGGCAUACGGCAUCCCGUGAGAGCCAGCAACCCAGAUCUCAGCCGCAAUGACCGCUGGGAGAGAGCAGAUAGCAUGAGCAUGGUGUCCAGUCUGCCUCAGACGGGCUCCUUAGAGAGGCACCGCAUCCUCAGUACCUCCAAAAUGGACUCCUCUCCUAUUCUUUCCCAUGAUGGGCGCCACAAACCAGGGGAAUCUCGUACAUCUUCUCGACCAAGUCGCCCCGCUGACCAUGGCCUGUAUGCCAAGGAGCGUGCCGAGGAGCAGCCAAGGCCUCCAGUCAAGGCCAAUGAUUACUCCUCCUCCUCGGACAGCAGCGAGAGUAGCGAGGAGAGUGAGAGCGGCGAGGGAGCGGAGGAGGAGGAGAGCCCCACAGAUCGUCACAGGGAUGCGGACACCGACUCGGUCAACACCAUGGUGGUCCAUGAGGAGGAAGGGGAAGGGGGAGAGGGGGAGCAAGCUGGAGGCUAUGGGGAUCAGACCAUGCUGGUGCAGAGGACGCCAGAGAAGAGGAGCCACAAUGGCUACACCAACCUGCCAGAUGUGGUGCAGCCCUCCCACUCACCCACCGAAUCAGCCACCCACUCAUCACCCGGGAAGGACUCUGUGUAUGAUUAUCAGUCCAGAGGCUUGGUCAAGGCAUCUGGCAAAUCCUCCUUCACCACCUUCGUGGAUCUGGGCAUGUAUCAGUCACCAGGAACCACGGGGGAGAACAUAUCUGUCAGCGGUAUGGGCUCCAGGUUUGAGCAGCUAAAGAUGGAAGUGAGGAAGGGUUCCAUGGUGAAUGUGAACCCCACAAACACGCGUCCUCACAGCGACACACCCGAGAUCCGCAAGUACAAGAAGAGGUUUAACUCCGAGAUCUUGUGUGCUGCCCUCUGGGGUGUGAACUUGCUGGUGGGCACAGAGAAUGGUUUGAAGUUGCUGGACCGUAGUGGCCAAGGCAAGGUCUACCCUCUGAUCAACUCUCGCAGGUUCCAGCAGAUGGACGUCCUGGAAGGCCUGAACCUGCUCAUCACCAUAUCAGGUAAAAAGAACAAGGUGCGCGUAUACUAUCUGGCCUGGCUGAGGAACAAAAUCCUCCACAAUGACCCUGAGGUCGAGAAGAAACAAGGUUGGACUACUGUAGGGGAAAUGGAGGGCUGUGUGCACUACAAAGUGGUGAAAUAUGAGAGGAUAAAGUUCCUGGUGAUUGCUAUGAAGAACGCAGUGGAAGUGUAUGCCUGGGCCCCCAAGCCUUAUCACAAAUUCAUGGCCUUCAAGUCUUUUGGAGACCUCCCUCACAGGCCUCUGCUAGUUGACCUGACAGUGGAGGAAGGUCAGAGGCUGAAGGUCAUCUAUGGCUCCAGUGCCGGUUUCCACGCUAUCGAUGUGGACUCGGGGAACAACUAUGACAUUUAUAUUCCCGUUCAUAUCCAGAGUCAGAUAACACCCCAUGCAAUUGUGUUCCUGCCCAGCUCAGAUGGUAUGGAGAUGCUGUUGUGCUAUGAGGACGAGGGCGUCUAUGUCAACACCUAUGGGCGGAUCAUCAAGGACGUGGUGCUGCAGUGGGGCGAGAUGCCUACUUCUGUUGCCCAUAUCUGCUCCAAUCAGAUAAUGGGCUGGGGAGAAAAGGCCAUUGAGAUCCGCUCUGUGGAGACUGGACACCUGGAUGGAGUCUUCAUGCACAAAAGAGCUCAGAGGCUCAAGUUCCUCUGUGAACGAAAUGACAAGGUGUUUUUUGCAUCUGUGCGGUCUGGAGGCAGCAGCCAGGUGUACUUCAUGACCCUGAACAGAAACUGCAUCAUGAACUGGUGAAGGAGCUGUUCUGGUCAGCGUGGAAUCUACGAGGGUUUGGAGAGAGAGAGAAGUGCACUCAAAUGCUCACCCAAAAAAAAAAAAAAAACAUGCACGCAAAUGCACACACCUUUUGUCUUUUCUCUCUGCCUCCCUCUCACCGACCCAUCCACCCACCCACCCACCAACACACACACUCAAAAUACACAAACACACACACAAUCUCACAUACUAUAAACCCAUUCCCAGCUAACCUUACGAUACGGUUCAUCAUGUGACUCUCACAAAGCCCAGUCCCUGCUGAUAAAUCCCCCCAGAGUUGUCAUGAAACAUCACCAUCAAGCGUCACAUGCUCACACCGCCUCUAAGCAAUUUGUACUGUAUAUACUCGUCUGGAUUUACUCAGUUUGGUGGACCUGUGUUCAGUCAUAACUCCUUAGUUUCUAAUUGUAGAGUGUGUUGAAACAUUCCUCAGUGGUCGUAGAUUUUGAAGGAGACAAUAUUUAUGAACGUGGGAGGAAGUGAGCUGUAAAUAGAUGAAGCCUGAGUCCCAUGCAGACAUGCAGACCUGGUUGUACAGCUUCCGUUCUGAGUGUGGCCAUAGGAAACACAGAUGAGCUAAUAUGACUUGGGCACACUGAGUUGCAGUGGUUCCAGGACCCCAGUUGAUUUGAUUUGGGGUCCUCAAGGGGUUUGGAGCAUGCUGGAGGAGGAAGGUUGUGGCUUCACUACAAAGGAACCAUUAAAGAAAAAACGGGUCAGGACAAGGUAGACCAUUCUCAUCAUCACUAGUUGUCUGUACUAGAUGGCUCUCUGGCCUGAGUGGCCGGCAUUGUGUUUUUUUUCAGCGCUACAUGAUGGCAACUAAGCCUCACAUACUUCAGCACCAGUAUGACAACAAUUUUUAAAACUAAUUCACAAAAUAAUUUCAGAUAUUUGCAAUACUGCAGGCUCAGAAUCAGACCAGAGACAUUCCUGCCUUUGUCUUUUUUUUUCCGUUUCACAUGUAAUUAAGUAAACUCUUUAAAACCGCCAGGGUUGUAUCUAAACCUUUUUUUGUUCUCAUAGAUUUAUGAAAUACAAAGAUUUGCUAUUUGUAUGUAGUGUUUCCGUAUUGGUAUUAACCUACUGAUAUUCUUAAUUUUUCUCUGCUGUAAUGAUAUUGACAUUAUAUUGCAACUUAUGCUAUUCUUGUGGAGUUACUGUUUGAGGAGAGGAGCUCGUAAGUGUGUUUUACAGAAGACACGGUGAUUAAGGGUGUGUUUGCUAAUGGUUUGAGACUGAAGGAGAAUGACGAGAUCAAUAAGAAUUGCAUAAAAUAGGUCUUGUUCAUGAGUGAGGGUAGGAUGGAGCGGGAGGUUGACAAGCGGAUUGGUGCAGCAUCAGCAGUAAUGCGGAUGUUGUACCGGACCGUUGUGGUGAAGAGGGAGCUGAGCCAGAAAGCAAAGCUCUCAAUUUACCAGUCAGUCUUUGUUCCAACCCUCAUCUAUGGUCAUGAGCUUUGGGUAGUGACCGAAAGGGUGAGAUCGCGUAUACAAGCAGCUGAAAUGAAAUCCCUCCGCAGGAUGUCUGGGCUAAGUCUUAGGGUGAGGAGCUCGGACAUCCGGAGGGAGCUUGGAGUAGAGCCGCUGCUCCUUCGCGUCGAAAGGAGCCAGUUGAGGUGGUUCGGGCAUCUGAUUAGGAUGCCUCCUGGGCACUUCCUUUGGCGGUUUUCUGGGCAAAUUCAACUGGGAAGAGACCCCGGGGUAGACCCAGAACUCGCUGGAGGGACUACAUGUCCAAUCUGGCCUGGGAACACCUUGGGAUCCCCCAGGAGGAGCUGGAGGGCGUUGCUGGGGAGAGGGACGUCUGGAGUACCUAGCUUGCUGCCACUGUGACCCGACCCCGGAGAAGUGUCUGAAAAUGAAUGAAUGAAUGAAUGAAUGGAAAAGUUUUGGACAUUUCUGCCCUCCUAGAGAGAUCCACUCUGUAGUGUUUCAGUUUUAUUUAGUUGAUUCCUUGGUGUGGUUUCAUGUGAGAAGACGUUUGUCCAUGGGCAUGUUAUAGAUUAACCGUAGGGGUGAUCACAACUCAUAUUUUUCAUAGGCCAGUGUUCAUCAAGUGUUUUGAUAGUAUGUUCAGACCUGCAGUACCACAACAGAGGAGAUAAUUGUAGUAUCUCAUUAGGCACUUUUGAGAACACGGCUGGAGUAUGUGAUGUAAUAUACUUUUAAAUCUAUUCUUUCCGCCAAAUACUGAUUGAUAGUUUCUGUAGCAGGUGUAGGAAUCU